AUAAAUAUACAUAAUAAAAUCGGGAUAGCUGAUCACUCUCAUACGAUCAGCGAGAGCCUGUGACUGAUUGUGAACGUUCUUCAUAGGUCACGCUUGUCAGAGAUAACAGCUGCCUCAAGACACAUUAUUACUGCGUUAAUAUUUACCAACCGAAUAUGGUGUUCUCACUUGUAAGCGCCUUAGCAAGGCGUCCCACGUCCACUGUUGUACGGGUGUUGCCAGUGGCCAGACACUAUUCCGAUAAGAUCACCACUCACUACCGCAUGAAUCCUAGGAAUAAAGACGAUCGGUGGACGGAUAUCGACAUGGAACGGUAUGCGGACGAGGCGGAUAUCCUGGUUGUCGGAGGAGGACCUGCAGGUUUGUCCGCUGCCAUACGAGUGAAGCAGAUGUGCCUAGAAAAAGAACAGGAUGUACGGGUUGUGGUCGUGGAGAAGGCCGUAGAGUUGGGCAUGCACACGUUAUCGGGUGCCGUACUAGAACCCACCGCUCUGAAUGAGCUGUUCCCUGAUUGGGAGGAGCUUGGAGCACCUCUGCACACACCUGUCAAGGAAGAUUUGAUGACAUUCUUGACCGAAAAGUCCAGUUUACACCUGCCCCACGAUAUUCUGCCUGGAUUCCCUAUACACAACCACGGCAACUAUAUUGUACGCCUGGGUAACUUUGUCAACUGGUUGGGCCAGCAGGCCGAGGAAUUGGGCGUAGAGAUAUAUUCCGGGACGGCCGCGGCAGAAGUCCUGUACCACGACGACGGCAGUGUUAAGGGUGUCGCCACCACUGAUAUGGGUAUUGCUAAGGACGGUAGCCCCAAGGACGCCUUUGAGCGAGGCAUGGAGUUGCACGCCAAGGUCACAUUAUUUGGCGAGGGUUGUCACGGUCACCUAGGUAAGGAGUUGUACGAGAACUUUAAUCUCAGGGAAAACUGUGCCAAUCAGUCAUACGGAAUUGGUAUCAAAGAAUUGUGGGAGAUUGACCCUGCGCUACACAAGCCUGGACGUGUCGAGCACACCAUUGGAUGGCCGAUGGAUAGGAAUACGUAUGGAGGCUCCUUCUUGUAUCACCUGGACGAAGGACCUCUUGUUGCUAUGGGAUUCGUCAUUGGACUGGAUUACUCCAACCCAUACUUGAGUCCGUUCCGUGAGUUCCAACGCUGGAAGACGCACCCACACAUCGCUAAGCAAUUGGUGGGCGGCACACGCAUCUCAUACGGAGCGCGUGCGCUGAAUGAGGGAGGAUACCAAGCGGUUCCUAAGGUCGUGUUCCCUGGAGGAGCUUUGAUUGGUUGUGAUGCUGGGUUCCUUAAUGUGGCCAAGAUCAAGGGCACACACACAGCUAUGAAGAGUGGUAUGAUUGCGGGAGAAGCAGCUUUUGAAGCCAUCGCCAACGGAACAGACUGCCACUUAGACUCUGGGGCCAUCCAGUUGGAUUCGUACGAAGAGCGUCUGCACAACUCAAGUAUUAUGGAGGAACUUAAGGCUGUGCGCAAUAUUCGUCCCGCUUUUAACACCGCAUUGGGUUUGUACGGAGGUGUGGCUUACACCGGUCUUAUCCACUACCUAUUCCGCGGCAAGGAGCCCUGGACAUUAAAGCACCACUCGGGCGGUGAUCACGCACAGCUCAAGCCCGCUGCCGAAUGCAAGCCCAUCGAAUACCCCAAGCCAGAUAACAAAAUCAGUUUCGAUCUACUGUCCAGUGUGGCUCUCAGUGGCACCAACCACGAUCACAACCAACCUGCUCAUCUUACUCUCAAGGAUGAUUCCGUGCCCGUAGAUGUCAAUCUUGCAGUUUACGAUGGACCUGAGCAGAGGUAUUGUCCUGCUGGCGUGUACGAAUUCAUUGAAACCGCUGAUGGAGGAAAGAAGCUUCAAAUCAACGCCCAGAAUUGCGUACACUGCAAAACAUGCGACAUCAAAGAUCCUUCACAGAAUAUCAAUUGGGUAGUGCCCGAGAGUGGUGGUGGCCCCGCGUACGGUGGAAUGUAAUUUUAAUCACCACAAGUUAAAUAGGAAUAUAAUGUAUUAAAGUGCAUACACAUGCAGAUGAUAUACCAAAGA
Messenger RNA from Sphaeroforma arctica JP610, 2054 nucleotides. RefSeq names its product electron transfer flavoprotein-ubiquinone oxidoreductase, mitochondrial. Gene Ontology annotation, biological process: electron transport chain. Lineage: Eukaryota; Ichthyosporea; Ichthyophonida. The record is from RefSeq and is a predicted model, not a curated record. Gene Ontology annotation, cellular component: mitochondrial inner membrane. The transcript has 8 exons. The coding region runs from base 156 to 1982 and encodes 608 amino acids. Gene Ontology annotation, molecular function: electron-transferring-flavoprotein dehydrogenase activity; iron-sulfur cluster binding.